UUCGUGAGCUUUUAUUGGGCGUGGACGGAGCUGGCGGUGCACGGGCAGCGGAUCGACGCCGAGUCUUCGCGGCGGUGCCGGUCCGACAUCAAGGUGACGUCAUCGGGGUCGUCUGCCGCGUUUUUUGUCGUUCUGGGAGGGGGGUCGUCUCAUUCUCGCGUGGGUCGACAGGUGUCGCUGGCGAGCGCGGCGUGGAUCGAGGGAGUCGGGACGGCGGCGCUGACGUUCUUCGGGGAUCUGCUCGCCGAGAAGUCGCUCAAUCCGUAUAAGAUCCCGAUGGCGGUUCUCGUGACGGGGACCGUCUUCGUCUGUCUCGACCGGACCGGGGGAUAUUUCAAUCCGCUGCUGGCGUCCGCUCGGCGGUGGGGAUGCGAGGGAGCGACGUUCUGGCAACACUGCGUGGGGUAUUGGGUCGGGUCGGCGGCGGGGGAGCUGGCCAGGCGGAGGGGCCGGCGGGAGGGG
This is a messenger RNA of Darwinula stevensoni, 462 nucleotides long. Lineage: Eukaryota; Metazoa; Arthropoda; Ostracoda; Podocopida; Darwinulidae. The record is from the annotation of a GenBank genome assembly.